UUUAUCCGUUCGAACUUUGGAGUUUUAUACAUACUUUAUAUUUAGAUUUUUGAUGUUACUUUUUAUCUGUGCAAUAAUUUUUAUUUUAAUUUCAAUGUUUUUGAUUUGCUUUUCUGAUUUGUUUGUUCUCGCGUUUUCAUUUUUUAAAAUUCAUUAUUUUCAUAUUACAAUUUUUCAUUAUUCUAAUUUAAUAGACACAUCGUUUCAGGAAAGUCCGUCCAGGCAUUAA
Molecule: messenger RNA, 229 nt
Organism: Meloidogyne enterolobii
Lineage: Eukaryota; Metazoa; Nematoda; Chromadorea; Rhabditida; Meloidogynidae
Source: the annotation of a GenBank genome assembly